This is a messenger RNA of Dromiciops gliroides (monito del monte), 1154 nucleotides long. It is a transcript of the gene GDF15, whose product is annotated as growth differentiation factor 15. Gene Ontology annotation, biological process: SMAD protein signal transduction. Gene Ontology annotation, molecular function: cytokine activity; growth factor activity. The record is from RefSeq and is a predicted model, not a curated record. Gene Ontology annotation, cellular component: extracellular region. The transcript is spliced from 3 exons. The coding region runs from base 1 to 1137 and encodes 378 amino acids. NCBI's taxonomy places the organism in Eukaryota, Metazoa, Chordata, Mammalia, Microbiotheria, Microbiotheriidae.
AUGCCUGUGAUCCCUCCUUCCUGCCUUGAUCUGUGCCGACAGUUUGUUUUCUAUUGGCCAAAGAGCAGUCUCUCCCCGCGCCCCAGUAAGAUGCGGCUCCCGCCACAGUUGCUGCCGCUGCUGCUGCUGCUCCUGCAGCCGCCGCCUCCGUCCAGGGCAGCUGAGCCGCCGCCAGAGGACCCGGAGCGCAGCGUGCAGCUAGAAGCCAUCCGCAGCUCCAUCCUGGCACGGCUCGGGAUGUCGGCGCCCCCAGACGUGCGCCCGCAGCCUCUCAGCGCCCAGGAGGUCCGGAGGCUGCAGCGCCGCUACGAGGAGGCACUGGCCCAGCUGAGAUCCAACCGGAGCCGGGAGGCGACAGGCUCGGGUCCUAGUCUGGGUCCCAGUACCCCCAAGGUCCGGAUCCUGACUCCCAAAGUGGAGCUCAGCCCGGACACCCCCGACGUGCGCCUCCACCUGCUGCUCCAGCGGGAGGCUCUGCUUAGCGGGAUGCUGGAGAAGCCGCGGGUGAUCCGCGCCCAGCUGCGGCUGGGUUUGCAGCCACCUUCCCCGCCGACCCCGCCUGAGCGGGCCACGUCGAGGUUUCAUGCUGAGGCCAAGAGCCUGAAGCUCGACCUGACGCGGCCACUGCGGCGCUGGCUCCAGCAAGGCCGAGCUCCGGCGCCCCUGCUGCGACUGCCCCUGGCUCUGCCACCCGGCGUGUCCCGGGAACUGCUCCGACAGCCCCAGGCCCAGAGCGCCAGCCUGCGCGUGGAGUUCCAAGAGCUGCCCCGCAGGGAGCCCCGCAGGCCGCGAUCGCUGAGGCCUGACAAGGACUGCGAAGAGGGCGGCGGGGGCCGCUGCUGCGCCCGUCCUCAGCGCGUGUCCUUCGACGAGCUGGGCUGGACCGACUGGGUGCUGGCGCCGCGCGACUAUGAGAUGCGCUUCUGCGAGGGCUCCUGCCCGCACAAUUACCGGCCGGCCAGCAUGCACGCACAGCUCAAGGCGCGCCUGCACCGAGUGGCCCCCGCAGCCGUGGGCCCACCCUGCUGCGUGCCCUCUGCCUACGAGCCCAUUGUGCUCAUGCACUACGGCAGUGAUGGGAACGUGGCGCUCACGCCCUUUGAAGACCUGGUCCCCAAGGCCUGCCACUGUGCCUGACCCAGCUGGACCUGGAG